Messenger RNA from Camelina sativa (false flax), 1654 nucleotides. Its product is annotated as protein IQ-DOMAIN 19-like. Gene Ontology annotation, molecular function: protein binding. Lineage: Eukaryota; Viridiplantae; Streptophyta; Magnoliopsida; Brassicales; Brassicaceae. The record is from RefSeq and is a predicted model, not a curated record.
UCACUUAUGGUGUUAGGCUGUCCGAAAAAAGAAGCAGUUAAAGAGUUUGUGAGUACAACGUCUUAAACAAGAAAAUGUCUGUCCCAUUAUAACUUCUCGAAACCACACACAUUACAACCUCUUCUUCUCUGACAUUAAAAUGGUGGUUUUGAACAAAAACUUUUGAGAAGGAUAAUAAUGGGCAAAACAAGCAAAUGGAUUCGAAGUCUCUUAACCGGAAAGAAAGAGAGAAGAAAGGAAAAUAUUAUACAAAGCGAAUGUGGAUUCACUUCGUCAACUCCAGGCACUCCUAAGGAGAAACGCCGAUGGAGUUUUCGUCGUUCUUCAGCCACUGGACCACCACCAGCUUGUGCUAUUAACCUCAAAGGUUCAUCUCCACCGCCUCAACAGCCACCCCCACCUCCCCCACCACCUCCACCGCUACCAGAACCAUUUGUGGUCGCAAUCUUGGACAAUAAAGAAGAACAAAUCAAGGACGUGUCAGUCGCAGAGAUUGAAGAAUUUCCAGCAGUGAAGAUUCAAGCGUGUUACCGUUCUCAUUUGGCGAGGAAAGCAUUAAGAGCGUUAAAAGGGUUAGUGAAAUUACAAGCAUUGGUAAGAGGUCAUUUAGUGAGGAAACAAGCAACAGCUACACUUAGAUGUAUGCAAGCAUUAAUAACACUUCAAGCCAAAGCUCGAGAACAGAGGAUACGUUUGAUCGGAGAUUCAACAAAUCCAAGAACAUCGAUUCAUAAAACUCGGAUCAGUAACCUUUACCACGAGAAUGAAGAAAACAUCAAGAUUGUGGAAAUGGACAUUCAAUCAAAACUUUACUCUCCUGCUCCUUCUGCUUUAACUGAGAUGAGUCCUCGAGCGUAUAGUAGCCAUUUCGAGGAUUGUAACUCGUUCAACACAGCACAAAGUAGUCCUCAGUGUUUCAACAGAUUCAAAGAGUAUUACAAUGGAGAUACUUUGUCUUCUUACGAUUACCCUCUCUUCCCAAAUUACAUGGCUAAUACUCAGUCUUCUAAAGCCAAGGCUAGGUCUCAGAGUGCGCCGAAGCAGAGACCUGCUGAGAUCUAUGAGAAGCCGCAGACGACCGGGAGGAGAAGAUCUUCCAUGGAAGCACCGAGGAACAACGGUGUCCCUAGAGCUGUACGGAUGCAGAGAUCUUCAUCUCAGUUGGGAUCAAAUACAACAGCCAAGGACAGUCAACAACAACAACAUCAACAUCAUCAUCAUCAGUCCUAUCCGUGGAUGGCGAUUAAGCUCGAUAAAUCCAACAUGUCGCUUAUGGAGAGCGAAUGCGGAUCCACCAGUACCAUUAUGACCAGUACAAACUACGGAAGACAUGUUGAUGUUCAGGUAAACAACAUGUACUGAAAAGUGUGAUUUAGAUGUAUUCAAGUGAUUUGAGAAGCCAAGAAACCGAAGAGCUCUAUGGUUUAUACUUCAUAGCAUCUGAUCCAUGAACAAAUCCUUUGAUGUAAAGCAAGAAUUUAGUAGAAGUGACAUCUUGUCUUAUAUCUUGAUUCUUCCCUUUUUGUCUUUAAUUAUCAUUCGCAUAUUAACUUUAUGAUACAUUUAGAUAACUUGAUAGUUUGUUUGUCGUUGUUCAACUCCUAUACUUCGAUCGGCGCUAAAAACCAGAGCCAGCACCUAUGGGAUUUGUAUU